Messenger RNA from Actinia tenebrosa (Australian red waratah sea anemone), 674 nucleotides. RefSeq lists its product as uncharacterized. Lineage: Eukaryota; Metazoa; Cnidaria; Anthozoa; Actiniaria; Actiniidae. Gene Ontology annotation, molecular function: protein binding; protein kinase activity; ATP binding. Gene Ontology annotation, biological process: protein phosphorylation. The record is from RefSeq and is a predicted model, not a curated record.
CAAAUUUUUCAGAAGCGUUUCAAAAUAUUUACUACUAGUAAAAAUUCCAUAACCAAAGUGCCCUAAAAGAUCGAUGGUUUUGCAUUGCAAAUCAUGCUAAGCUCGAUUACAAAAGUCUUCCAAGUUUGACCGCUUUUAACCUCGACAUUAGAUGGUCAUGUUACGCUGGUUACGGGAUCUUGAGACGCCUUGAGGCAGUACAAGCUAUCCAGCAAUAGAAAUGGCUUAUCAUAAGUACGAGAAUUCGAAGAAAGAGGAAGAUCUUGCAGGAUUUGAGGAGCUUUCUUUCCAAACUCAUAGUUAUCGACCAGAAUAUGCGUCUUAUACCGAUGCUAGAAGAACGGAGAGGGCUAGAAAGCCAGCUGAAAGACGAAUUCGGGCGAGGGAAAUCAUUGAAAACCUACGAGGGAAUGCAGCUAGUCUUUGUGGUGGACAUGACCGUCAAGGAAGACCGAUCAUAUCAAUCUUGGCAUCCAGGAACGAUGAGUUGAACUCCGAGAAACUAUCAGAAACCCUACGCUAUUUAACACAAAUACCAAGUAAUGAAGUUCAAGGAAGAGGGUUCACGAUUAUCAUCGAUUUACGUGGAUCAAAAUGGAAGUCAGCUAAGCCAAUGCUCAGGACACUGCAUGUAAGUCAACACUGAGAUCUUUAAUCUAUAAUGACCCUUUUUA